UCUGAUUUCCUUCGUAGCAGUUGUUUUUAAAAUCGCCAUAAAAAUAAACAAAGUUUGAGGUUUGAGGAGUAAUUUCUGUUGGGAAAAGUGUUGAAGAUUUGAACAAAUGCAUUUACAUCAAAAAAACAAAAACUUAUUAGCGCGUGAUGCGCGCCAAUAUUCGUAAGCCCGCGAAAUCUGAGAAAACGCCGCGGCGCAAGAAGCUCCGAGAGCAACGGAACGACGCUAUGGAUAUGUUCGUGACUCCGAAACGUCAGAAGAAUGACGAUCUAGAGGUCACGGGUAUCUCCCGCAGUGGCCGUGUGAGAAAGAAAUCUUCCAAACUCGUUGACUUUGAAUCGCCAGAUGAUUUUACGGAUAACAAGUACAAACGUCAAAAAGCACAGCAAUUACAAAAUCAACAAUUAUUGGACAGAUAUGAUUCCCAACGUAUGUCACCAAAUCAGUCGAUCCAACAUGCAAGUAGUGGAAGACAAAGGAAGAAUUCAAAUUCCAACUCUGGACAGCAAAGAAUUAAACAAGAGACAUUGUCAGAUAAUGAAGGGCAGUCUUCAGGGUCAGAUUCUGAUGAUCCCUCUGGGUUGAACGAGGAUGAAAGAUAUAGUAUGGAUUCUGGAAGCGAUGAUGACGUUGAUCCUCUUAUGAUAGACGAUAGAGAAGCAGGGUUUAGAAAGCUUGAACCACCUGGCCAAGAAACACCUUCACAAGCAAAUAGUUUGUACAUGCUUGAGAAAUGUAAGAAAAAGCUAAUUAUUAAAGAUGGCAAAAUAAUAGGUAGAAUGAAGGCACAACGUAAAGACAAAGGGAAAACGAGAUUUACCGCGUACAUGUUGUGGGCUAAAGAAAUUAGGCAAGAGUUACUAGAGCAAUGUCCUUAUAUGGAUUUUGCAGCAAUUUCUAAACGGUUAGGAGAACUGUGGGCUACAGUACCAAAUCUGGAAAAAUAUAACUGGCGCAGACGCGCAAAACGCUUGGCAGCAAAACCUCAUUCUUUACCUGCGAGUAAAGAUGAGCCUGUUUGGAAAAUGCCGCCGCCUGCUUCGCGAAAAAAAUUCAUUAAUAAAAUUGGUAAUGGGAAAGAGCAAAAGCCUGCUACCUCCAAAAAAACUAUUCAACUAGGUCUACCCUCGGUUGUAGGAAAUGUUCCGGUAUCGCCGCCGUCGAAUCGAACUGGGAAAGAUUUAGUUAACGAACCAAUGAUAGGAACAGGAAUGUACAAAGUCGUUGGUACUCAACCUAUCGAUGUAGCUGCUCAUCUCAAGCUUCUCGGUGAGAGCUUAACGAUCAUCGGUGAACGGUUAAAGGAACACGAUGGGCAAAUAGCGGUAUCGGGCAGUCUGUCGGUCUUGCUGGAUUCUCUACUUUGCGCACUGGGUCCUUUGAUUUGCCUAACACAACAGGUACCAGAAACUAAUGGAGCUAAACACGAAACACUUUCGCAAAUGCUCGACAAUAUUGCGUAUCUUAUGCCUGGUUUGUAAUAUAUGUAAAAAUAAUGAAAAAGAUAAUCUAAUAAUAUACAAUGUAAAUAUACCGAUAAAUUAAAUAGACGUACAUAAUUGUUAAAUGAGUUAAGAAUAACAAAGAAAUGAUAUAGCUUUGUUUGCUACAAAAGGAGAGAAUUUUAAAGUGAAAUCUUUGUUAUAUUUUCUCUGCUUAUAAAAGUAAGAAGUUUUAUAUAAAUAAUAUGUUUGUAUAAAAAAUUACAAUAAACAUUUGAAUAAUUCUAUAA
Molecule: messenger RNA, 1732 nt
Organism: Bombus terrestris (buff-tailed bumblebee)
Lineage: Eukaryota; Metazoa; Arthropoda; Insecta; Hymenoptera; Apidae
Product: HMG box-containing protein 4
Exons: 5
Coding region: 147-1481 (444 amino acids)
Source: RefSeq, a predicted model, not a curated record